GGAGUGAGUACAUAUAUUUCCAUACAGCCGCGCGUAAAAACAGCCACACCUGACUUUCUAGGCGCCCCUGCUUUUAUUUAAAGCAAAUUUCAGACCUCCCUCCAUCCCUCUCUUAACAAAACUUACAGCGGCAUAGCCGUUCUUUAAAGGCUCAACGUUGCUCUUCGUUUUCUUCUCUACUGCGUCCCUUACGUAACUUUCAUCUUCGUCCGAGAGCGAGGGAGAGAAGAGGAGAGAGAGAGAGAGAGAGAGAGAGAGAAAGAGAGAGAGGGUUCGUACAGCAAUGGCGUUUGUGUCAUUCGUCGGGAGAGUUCUCUUCGCCUCCCUGUUCAUACUCGCCGCUUGGCAAGAGUUUAAUGAGUUUGGUGUUGAUGGUGGGCCAGCAGCAAAAUCUCUCAAGCCAAAGUUCAAUGCUUUCUCGAAACAUGUGUCUAACCACACUGGAUUGCAGCUUCCACAAAUAGAAAUUAAACACAUCGUCGCUGCAGCGAUAGCCUUGAAGGGUGUUGGAGGCCUUUUCUUCAUUUUUGGCAGCUCUGUUGGAGCUUAUCUUCUGCUUUUGCAUCAGGCAAUUGCUACACCAAUCUUGUACGACUUCUACAACUAUGAAACCGACAAGAAAGAAUUUGCUUCUCUCUUCAUCAAGUUCACACAUAAUUUGGCUCUGUUUGGGGCUUUGCUUUUCUUCGUCGGCAUGAAGAACUCAUUGUCAAGGAGACAAGUCAAGAAGAAGGCUAUCAAGACAAAAACAGUUUAAGGAACGGCACGGGUUGAUUGGCAUCUUUCUCCGGUGUCUGAUCUUCACAGCGCUGGUUGUACCGAAGUUCUGUAUGCUUGUAGUAGGACUCUUUUCUACCAUUAAUUUUUUCUUUCUUUUUUUUCUUUUUAUCCUCGUUUUGGGCACUUUUAUCUUAUUCCAUUUGAGGUGUGAUUUUUGUUUCUUUCUGGGGCAAUACAUGAACUCUACUCAAAUUGAGGUUUUAGAGGGCUA
Malania oleifera is the source of this 991-nucleotide messenger RNA. RefSeq lists its product as uncharacterized. Bases 284 to 757 code for a protein of 157 amino acids. The record is from RefSeq and is a predicted model, not a curated record. The transcript has 5 exons. Lineage: Eukaryota; Viridiplantae; Streptophyta; Magnoliopsida; Santalales; Ximeniaceae.